Suricata suricatta (meerkat) is the source of this 1315-nucleotide messenger RNA. RefSeq names its product sex hormone binding globulin (gene SHBG). Gene Ontology annotation, molecular function: steroid binding. Lineage: Eukaryota; Metazoa; Chordata; Mammalia; Carnivora; Herpestidae. The coding region runs from base 106 to 1290 and encodes 394 amino acids. The transcript has 9 exons. The record is from RefSeq and is a predicted model, not a curated record.
CGCCCACCCCUCAGCUGUUGUUCUGACCGAGCAAGGAUGAUGCUUGCGGUGUCAGGCCGGUCUGACUCAGAGUGAUCUGAGCCACUGACAGGAUCGCGCCUGAUUAUGGAGAACAGAGUCCCGCUGGCCACAUGGCCUCGGCUGGUGCCGCUGCUGCUGCUGCUGCUGCUGCUGCCUCACAGCCACCAGAGGAUCCAGGACUCCCCUGCUGUGCACCUCAGCAGUGGUUCAGGACAAGAGCCUAUUGCCGUCAUGACCUUUGACUUCACCAAGAUCAGGAAAACCUCUUCUUCCUUUGAGCUUCAGACCUGGGAUCCAGAGGGAGUGAUAUUUUAUGGCGACACGGACCCCCAGGAGGACUGGUUUAUGCUGGGACUUCGGGAUGGCAGGCCCGAGAUCCAAAUGCACAAUCGCUUGGCCCAGCUGACGGUGGGCGCUGGGCCCCGGCUGGACGAUGGCAGGUGGCACCAGGUGGAAGUGAAGGUCCUCGGGGAUUCGCUGCUGCUGAGCGUGGAUGGGGAGGAGGUGCUGUGCCUGAGGCAGGUCUAUGGGCCUCUGGCCAUCACAUCCCAGUCCUUCAUGAGGAUUAUACUGGGGGGGCUGCCAUUGGCUCCCUUCAGUCUCCGUCUGCCGCUGGUCCCCGCCCUGGAUGGCUGUCUGCGCCGGGACAGCUGGCUGGACCAGCAGGCCCAGGCCUCGGUGUCCACCCUCAGUAGUAGCCUCAGGAGCUGCAGCGUGGAGUCCCAGCCAGGCACGUUCUUCCCUCCAGGGGCUCGGGCCGAAUUCAGUCUCCGAGACCUGCCCCAGCCUCAUGCAGAGCCCUGGGCUUUCUCUCUGGACCUGGGACUCCAGCUGGCAGCCGGCUCUGGCCGCCUCCUUGCCCUUGGGAGCCCAGAAAACCCUCCUUGGCUCAGUCUCCAGCUCCAGGAUCAAAAAGUGAUACUGUCCUCUGCAUCAGGACCGCCGCUGCAUCUGCCUCUGGUCUUGGGACCCCAUCUUCAGCUGAAGCUGACCACGUCUGGGGUAAUCCUGAGCCAGGGACCUGAGAAGGAGAUCCUUGCCCUGCCUCUCUUGGGCCCUGGCUCUCUCCUCAACCUCUGGGGCCAACCCCAGGGGCGCCUCUUCCUGGGGGCCCUGCCAGGAGAGGCAGCUUUGGCCUCCUUUUGCUUGGAUGGCCUCUGGGCACAAGGCCAGAAGCUGGACAUGGACCAGGCCCUGAGCAGAAGUCAGAACAUCUGGACUCACAGCUGUCCCCGGAGCCUAGGCAAUGACACGAACACCACCCAUUAAACCCCCACGGGAGUACCCCCUUGAA